AACCCAAGUUCCAAACCAUGGUGUAAACAUAGAAACAUGUGAGCCAUUCAUAAAAAGCAAGACACACACUUUUAUGCAGCCAUCCCUUUUAUCAAACCGCCCCCUGAAAGAACAAGAAAUACACUUCAAUUAACGGAAAAACAAAAAAAAAUGAGGUUCCUCUCCUUUGUUCGUUCAUGAAUAGAGUUGUUCAUUUGCAAACAAUUCCUACCUUUUCGUUUCCUUUCUAUCUUUAUUUUCAUGGGUUGUGUCAGUGAUAAGCGAUGGGAAUCGUUUCCCCAGAUGCUCUCAAGUGGGCUGUCUCUACAAGAAAGCGAAGAUGGAGGCGAAGAUAAAAUGAAGUCUAUACAGUUUCCUUUUGAGAAGGUGUUUCCAGUGUAUGCAAUGGGCUUUUCCAAGCCUGACACUGACUCUGUUGCCAAUUCGGGUUAUGACCCAAUAUGGGAUGCUGUGCGAGAGGAGGCCAAGUUGGAGGCAGAAAAGGAGCCUAUUUUAAGUAGCUUCUUGUACGCAAGUAUCUUGGCACAUGAUUGUUUGGAACAAGCAUUGGGUUUUGUUCUUGCCAAUCGUCUACAAAAUCCUACACUCUUGGCAACUCAACUGAUGGAUAUAUUUUGUGAUGUUAUGAUGCAUGAUAGAGGUAUUAAACGAUCAAUACGCCUGGAUGUGCAGGCAUUCAUAGACAGAGAUCCUGCCUGUUUGUCAUAUAGUUCAGCUUUAUUAUAUCUUAAGGGAUACCAUUCUCUGCAAUCAUAUCGAGUAGCACAUGCCUUAUGGAAGCAAGGGCGAAAAGUGUUGGCACUGGCAUUGCAAAGCAGGAUUAGCGAGGUUUUUGGAGUUGACAUACAUCCAGCUGCAAAAAUUGGAGACGGCAUAUUAUUGGAUCAUGGGACUGGUGUUGUUAUUGGUGAAACGGCAGUCGUAGGAAACCGUGUUUCAUUGAUGCAUGGUGUGACCUUGGGAGGGACUGGGAAAGAAAUUGGUGAUCGCCACCCAAAAGUUAGUGAUGGUGCACUACUUGGUGCAUGUGUGACUAUACUUGGUAAUAUAAAAAUAGGUGAAGGUGCAAUGAUUGCUGCUGGUUCCCUUGUAUUAAAACAUGUUCCUCCACAUAGUAUGGUGGCAGGUACACCAGCUCAGGUAAUUGGAUCAAUAGAUGAGCAAGAUCCAUCUCUGACAAUGAAACAUGAUGCUACCAAAGAAUUUUUCAAAUAUGUAGCCACUAGUUUGAGGGAGGGAAGAUCCAUUAAGCCAUUGGAUCAGGAAAACAAGGAUGGUGGUACUUGAGGGUGUCCAUGGGCCAUCUAUGUUCUCUGCUAAUGCAGUGGUUUGUUCCUGUCAUUAGGGGAGAAUGGGUGUGGUUUGUAGUGUAUCCGAACAUGUUAUAUGUAAGACAAUAAGAAUAGGAUUGCUGUACUAGCCAUGGGUCAUUCACUCAUUUGAUAUUUAUUGUCCCCUAAAAUCAUACCCUAGUUGCUCAUGGUCUCAGAAAGGCAUAAUUCAAUGAAAUUAAUGAAGAAAUACCUGAGUGUGCCUUUGGGUUUUGCAUGCAAGAGCUACACUAGACUUGGAGUGCAGUAAGAUGAAAUGUUGUCUACUAUGCCUGAAAGCCUAGCGUCAAAGGCAUCCAAGUUCAAUGGUUAUUCUGCCUCUGGUGGUGCUGGGUCGACUAACGCUAACUGGCAUAUUGUGGAACACGGCUCUAAUCAGGGCUCAACGCAUCCAAUUUUGAAGGAUAUCACGGCUCUAAUCGCUAUCAUUAACGAGAGUAAAGUCUUUAUUUAACAAAAGUUGAGAUACAUAAUCUGUUGUCUUGUGUUUCCUGUUGAAUGUUCUAUCUCCAACGGUUAAACAGAGUAGUAAUGUUACAUAGGUCCUUACCUUUUAAUGAUGAAGGACUUAAGUUCAACCAUUUUAUUUAUGGUUUCAAUGUUGAAGCCUCAUCAUAUUUACCAAAUAAAGAAAUGAUUCCACCUUGGUAAAGCUUGCAAAAGUUGUUUUGUAAG
Messenger RNA from Durio zibethinus, 2006 nucleotides. It is a transcript of the gene SERAT3;2, whose product is annotated as serine acetyltransferase 3;2. Gene Ontology annotation, molecular function: L-serine O-acetyltransferase activity. Gene Ontology annotation, cellular component: cytoplasm. Lineage: Eukaryota; Viridiplantae; Streptophyta; Magnoliopsida; Malvales; Malvaceae. The record is from RefSeq and is a predicted model, not a curated record.